AUGGCCCAGAAACCGCUCUCAGAAUCGAUGGUUGAGAUCGAGGAGGUUGACCAAGCCAAAAACCUCGUUGCAACGUAUAUCAAGAGCUCGACGGGCGACAAGGGGGAGAGGAUCGAUGUGGUUAUUCCCAAGAACGUGAAUGGCUAUGCGCGGAGCGUGCUCGAUGCUUUCUUACCUGCCGGGUAUCCGAAUAGUGUCACGGAGGAUUAUUUGGAAUAUCAGAUAUAUGUAAGAGCUGCAAAUAAGCCAUGGACUCAGUCAGAGCUGAUCUCAGAAGGACUCUCUACAAGCGUUCUCAAGCUCCAUAGCUGGGAUGCUGUCCUCGAGAGCCGAAUCGGCGUCGGCGACUCCCACGCCUCCCCAACAGCCGCCCUCCUCCUCUCGGUUCUGCAACAGAGCAUGGGCCGUAUAGCUACCAUCGUCUUCGCCCACCGUCUCGGCACCGCUCUCGAACCCGAAUGUAAGAUGUACCGACUUGCAGCCGACAUCUUUAACGACGCCGCUAUGAUCUUGGACUGUCUCUCACCUGCUCUGCCAAAGGCUUCACGGGUUGCACUGUUGAGUCUGUCGAGCGUGCUGAGGUCUAUGUGCGGUGUCACGGCUGGUAGUUCGAAGGCGUCGCUGAGCGCGCAUUUCGCUACCCAGGGGAAUCUGGGGGAGCUAAACGCUAAAGACUCCAGCCAAGAAACAGUCAUCUCCCUCCUCGGCAUGCUUGCUGGGAGCGUGGUAGUCUCCUACAUCACAUCCAAGACCAUCACCUGGAUCGCUCUGAUCCUUCUCCUCGCGACCCAUCUCGGCACCAACUACCUCGCCGUCAGAGCCGUCUGCAUGCAGACCCUCAACCGACAACGCGCUAACCUCGUCCUCUCCAACAUCUUACAGCAGCUCUCGGACUUGGACGACCGGAACCGACGACCGGCCCCUCGCACAGGCGUUGUUGGGCCACCCGCUCUACCAGACGGCAUCACCUGUCUCACUCCAGAGGAAGUCCAGUUGAAGGAACGCGUGUUUGAGCGCGAUGGCGUGCUGCGCUGGAAUGGGCAGCAGGUCCUGGGUUACUGUCGGCUAGGCGUGAAGCUGCAGGACGUCCUCGACUGCCUUAGCAGAUCCAACGAGGUGACGGGCAGUACGAGUUCCCCCACGAGUCGGCUAAGAGAGCUGCUCGACAUCUUUCAGGAGGAGCAGUACCUCAUCUGGUAUGACGAGCAGCGCAAGACGUUCCUGGUCGUACUGGAUGACGAGUCUAAUGCCGUUGCGCAGCUGGCUGCGUGGAUGUUCGCGCUGUCGUUUGCGAAGGAGAGAAUGGGAAUGGAGAAGACGGAAACUCAGAAGACAGGAAUGGAGAAGGAUUUUAUGGAUGCGUUGAGGAAGGAGCGGAGUUACAUGGCUCGCGUGCAGGUGGGUAUCUUUGAGAUGCUGGGAUCUAAGUGGGAUUUGGAGACUGGUGCCUUGGAGACCAAGUCAGGGGUGAGGAUCAGGAGACCGAAAGCUCUUCGAGGGUACUAA
This is a messenger RNA of Drepanopeziza brunnea f. sp. 'multigermtubi' MB_m1, 1506 nucleotides long. The record is from RefSeq and is a predicted model, not a curated record. Lineage: Eukaryota; Fungi; Ascomycota; Leotiomycetes; Helotiales; Drepanopezizaceae.